Messenger RNA from Daldinia loculata, 1606 nucleotides. RefSeq names its product U3 small nucleolar RNA-associated protein 6-domain-containing protein. Gene Ontology annotation, biological process: maturation of SSU-rRNA from tricistronic rRNA transcript (SSU-rRNA, 5.8S rRNA, LSU-rRNA). Gene Ontology annotation, molecular function: protein binding; snoRNA binding. Lineage: Eukaryota; Fungi; Ascomycota; Sordariomycetes; Xylariales; Hypoxylaceae. The transcript has a single exon. The record is from RefSeq and is a predicted model, not a curated record. Gene Ontology annotation, cellular component: Pwp2p-containing subcomplex of 90S preribosome; small-subunit processome. The coding region runs from base 147 to 1373 and encodes 408 amino acids.
AUUUUAUUUACUUUCUUCUGAAACUUUUCUGAACUGCUGGAUUCUACAUAGAACCUACUCACUCCAAAGUCUUGGGACCACACAAAACCAAUUCGCCUCCAGCCUAGUCGACCUGAAGGCUUCAAUCUGGUGAUCAGACAGUCACUAUGGCAGGAGUCCCCGAGAAAGCUCGAUUCUUUCUCGAGCAAGCUGUUCCCCAGCUACGCGAAUUUGAGGCCAAGGGCAUAUUCACCACCGACGAGAUCCGUUCGCUAGUGCGAAAGCGUACCGACUAUGAGCACCUUGUACUGUCGCCUGGAAACAAACCGACCGAUUGGUUAAACUAUGCCGCUUGGGAGAAAUCCCUCGAAACCCUACGCGCGAAGCGAUGUCGUAGAUUACAGGUUCGCACUUCAUCCAAACACACGGGGCAAGGACGGGUUUUCGGGAUCCUGGAGCGAGCAGUGAACAGGCACCCAGGGAAUAUCGAACUCUGGAGGGAAUACUUGAAUUAUGCAAGAGAUAUGAAGGCGACCAAACGUUACCGAAAGAUCAUAAGCAGGGCAUUAAGAAUGCACCCUGCGAAACCAGAGCUCUGGGUACUGGCGGGUAGGAGGUCAGCAAAUAAUGGAGACAUGCAGGGGGCAAGGGACUUUUUUAUGCGCGGCACUAGGUUUUGCACGAAAGAUGCGACAAUCUGGCUUGAAUACACCAAGUGCGAAAUGCAGUGGCUAGAACGGAUGGAUGCUAAGAGAGAGAAGAAAGGCGGCGCCAAAAAAGCGAUCCAAGAACAGGCUGAACAGAGUGAUGAUGAAAUAAAAUUCGCCGAAGAGAGGAGCGAUGAUGACGACGACGACGAUGUUGAUGAGAAUGGCCAGCUUGUUCUCCCAGAUCCAGGAAACUUCGCUGGGAAAAUGGUUAUUGACGAAGACACCACGAAGAAGUUGGAAGGCACCUCGGAGGGCAACCCUGCGCUAGAUGGAGCUAUCCCCUUAGCUAUAUUUGACAUCUCAAAGAAGCAAUCGUUCUUCAACUCUGCGGUAGCGGAGCAAUUCUUCGACCUCUUCACUACUUUCAAUACCGUUUCCGCUCAAGCUCGACUCGUCCAACAUGUACUAGACAGUAUGACAGAGCUUUAUCCCAACGAUCCCGCAACAUGCUUCUGUUAUAUCCGACAGCCAUUGGUUAAUGUCGGCAUAAAUACACCUUCGUAUCCUAAAGCUCUACGGGAAGCGCUAGCCAAUCUCAAGUCAUCUCUUUCCACCACCACCGACAAGACUAAACUGAUCGAGAAGGUGGAAUUGUGGAUAGAGCCUAUCCUAGCUUCUGAAGAUCUCGAUACGGGUAUCCGUACAGUGCUGGAGUAUACCCUUCGAACAUUACCUAAGCCUUAAUAAGAACAAAUUACCCCCGAGACUCUAUUUCACAUCUUAUAGGACCUUAUUGGGUCUCGCCGCCUCGCUGCUUUACUACAUCCAUUAAAUACUCAAAUUCAGAAGCGCUCACGCGGCUCACGCUUAGCCGGCUCUGUUUCAGCAUCUGCAUAUUCUCAAGCGGUUGACCUGACUGGCCCAUCUCACGAAGUUCCUUCAGUCCGAUCUGUUUGUUGAACUUACUGCGGAACUUG